Aaosphaeria arxii CBS 175.79 is the source of this 865-nucleotide messenger RNA. RefSeq lists its product as uncharacterized. The record is from RefSeq and is a predicted model, not a curated record. Bases 142 to 762 code for a protein of 206 amino acids. NCBI's taxonomy places the organism in Eukaryota, Fungi, Ascomycota, Dothideomycetes, Pleosporales. The transcript has a single exon.
GAGUGAGGAUGGCGACGGGCGUUGAAUGUCAAAUUCGCGGCUGGCCGAGAAAGUAUGACGGGGAGGAAUUAAAAGCGACGGGUUGGCGGUUUGACGGCGCAACAGCGGGUGUCGACUGAAGAGAGGAAGAGGAGGGCGCCGAUGAGAAAGGUCAAAGGCGAAGUAAAGGGUUGGGAGCGAAGGAUCAAUCGAGUCGAAGGACCGAAAGAAAAAUCACAGGCUCCUUGUGUGGGUGGAGGUGAAGGGAAGAAAAAAAGGGAAGGGGCGUCGUCGGGAAGAGACUCUGUCAGAACUACUAUUGGGACUUCCUUCACACACAAAGUGAAAGAAGCGAGCCAAAGGUUCGAUGACGGGGGGAGAUGGUCCUCGGGGACGUGGAUUUCAACAGAUGAAACUGCGAAAUCAGUCAGGGCAAACGGCUCGAGUGACGAAGUACACUGGCCGUUGCUGAUGAUGGAGGAGAGAAGGAGGAAGAGGAGGGGGGAUGGUCUUCGUGAUGAAGAAAUGUUGGGUGGGAGGGAGGAGAGACGGGGCUCAACUUUUUGCGGGCGAAUUGAAUUGAUUAGUUCAGUUGAGUUGAGGGAGAAAAUUAUUCUGUUGCUCGCUAAAGCCGACGUCCGCCCAAUCCACGUACCGGGAUCAGGCAACUAUGUACCCUCUGUGCCUCUCACUCACUCUACUGCUUUGUACUCACUACUGACACACCAACCACAAGUAAUUAUUUACCUAGUCGUUAACUACCUCUGGGUUACGAGUAACUGAUAACCAAGAGAGUGAGAGCGUCUGUGUGUUGCGUGUCCGUGUGUUACAGAGUCGAGGGUAAUAGUAAGAGUCUGUGUGUAGGUACCAACCAGUACCUCAUACA